Caenorhabditis briggsae is the source of this 456-nucleotide messenger RNA. Lineage: Eukaryota; Metazoa; Nematoda; Chromadorea; Rhabditida; Rhabditidae. The record is from RefSeq and is a predicted model, not a curated record. Bases 1 to 456 code for a protein of 151 amino acids. The transcript is spliced from 3 exons.
AUGAUACUUCUCAAGCUUUUGAAACAAGCCAUCUCUAUUUAUAUCGUUUUGGUGUCAUUAUUCUUCUCGUUUAGCACUGGGAAUACCAAUACAUGUGAAGGUGAUAAUGUGAAAGAUUUGAAAACGGACUGCACUAUCAUUACAAAGAAACCAUUGAUUAUUGAUAAACAGGUCACUGAAAGAAAGCUAGAAUCAAAACUGAAACAUAUCGAGAAGAUUGAAGCUGGACUAGUUAUUGCAGGAACUAGUAUUUCUAACAUAAGUUUUCCCAGUAUCAAAGAGAUUCGAAACAAUGCAGGACCAGCAAUUUAUUUUGAUGGGAACUCACAUCUUGGGCAUUUUCAUACACCCAAUUUGGAACAACUGUCUGGAAAACCGAAUGCACUACACUUUCGCAACGAUCAAUUUAUCAAAUCUGUUCUCAAUGGGAAGGAUGAGAAAUCGUUAGUUUCUUGA